UCCCGAGGCCCGGAGGGGCGGGGCCGCACGCGCCGCGCUUCCUCCCGCCGCGGCUUCCGCGUAGCUUCCCUGGCGGCUGGGUCCUUGGCGGUUUCCCGCGUGAGGGCGGUGGCGGGCUCGGCUUCAGGGCCGGAGUCCAGGCAGGAGCCUGGCCUCUCAGGUGGCGGGCUCUGCGUUUCUGCGAGAUGGACGGGACGGAAGGCAGUGCUGGGCAGCCCGGCCCAGCCGAGCGGUCCCGCCGAAGCAGCGUGUCCUCCGUGGGAGCCCGAGUGGCUGAUGUGCUGGUAUACCUGGCGGAUGACACGGUGGUGCCCCUGGCUGUGGAGAACCUGCCCUCACUCAGUGCCCAUGAGCUGCACCGUGCCGUCCGCGAGGUCCUGCAGCUCCCAGACAUCGCCCUGGAUGUCUUCGCACUCUGGCUGGUCUCCCCUCUGCUGGAGGUGCAGCUGAAGCCCAAGCACCAGCCCUACAAGCUGGGACGCCAGUGGCCGGAGCUGCUGCUGCGCUUCACCAGCGCCCCAGAUGACGACGUGGCCAUGGAUGAGCCUUUCCUGCAGUUCCGAAGGAAUGUGUUCUUCCCAAAGCGGCGGGAGCUCCAGAUCCACGACGAAGAGGUCCUGCGGCUGCUCUACGAGGAGGCCAAGGGCAACGUGCUGGCCGCUCGGUACCCGUGCGACGUGGAGGACUGCGAGGCACUGGGGGCCCUGGUGUGCCGUGUGCAGCUCGGGCCCUACCAGCCUGGCCAGCCAGCCGCCUGCUCCCUGAGGGAGAAGCUGGACUCCUUCCUCCCUGCCCACCUCUGUAAGCGGGGCCAGGGUCUCUUUGCUGCCCUCCGGGGCCGCGGGGCCAGGGCCGGGCCAGGCGAGCAGGGCCUGCUGAACGCCUACCGCCAGGUGCAGGAAGCCAGUGGCGACGAUGGGUGUGAGGCCACCCUGGGCACCCACUACCGCGCCUACCUCCUCAAGUGCCACGAGCUGCCCUUCUACGGGUGUGCCUUCUUCCAUGGUGAGGUUGACAAGCCGGCCCCAGGCUUUUUGCACCGGGGCGGGCGCAAGCCAGUUUCUGUGGCCAUCAGUCUGGAAGGCGUGCACGUCAUCGACAGCAGAGAGAAGCACGUCCUGCUGGGCCUGCGCUUCCAGGAGCUGUCAUGGGACCACACCGCCCCCGAGGAGGAGGAGCCCAUCUUGUGGCUGGAGUUUGAUGGGGAGAGCGAGGGCAUGCCUGUCAACAAGCUUCUCAAGAUCUACUCCAAGCAGGCGGAAUUGAUGAGCAGCCUCAUUGAGUACUGCAUCGAACUGAGCCAGGCCGCAGAGCCCGCAGGCCCCCAGGACAGUGCGACUGGCCCGCCCUUGGACCCCGGCUCCUCGCCGGCUCCUGUUCAGCGCCCCAAGCUGCGGAGGCAGGGCAGCGUGGUGUGUAGCCGGAUCCAGCAUCUCUCCACCAUCGACUACGUGGAUGAUGGCAAGGGGAUCAGGCGAGUGAAGCCGAAGCGCACCACGUCCUUCUUCAGCCGGCAGCUAUCCUUGGGCCAGGGGAGCUACACCGUGGUGCAGACUGGUGACAGCCUGGAGCAGGGCUGAGGACACUGUGCCAGGCAGGAGGGAGGGCACCUGGGGGCCCUGGCCCGGCACUGUCCUGAGGGACAGGGGCUGGUGCAGCAGUCUCAUGGGUCACACACAUGGGAGGGCUGCCGUGGCACUCAGGGUCUGCAGAUUCCUCAGACCACAGAGAAGUGACUUCUGGGACCCACUAUCUCAGGACCAUCCAAUCAGACUCCAGCUGCCACUCUUGCCCAGAGACGUGCCUUUGUGCCCACUUCAAGUGUCCCCUAUUCUGAAGUGCACAGUGGCUGCUCCAGUGGCAGAGAACCAAGGAUUGAGGCUUCGGACCUGAAGGUCCAGUGUGUGCCUUUGGCCUCUUCCCCGGACUUGGGUGACCACAGCUCCACCUUCCUCCUGCUGGUUCUCCACACCCCACUGCCAGGCUGGGCUGCCACUCUGAGGAGGGCAGGAGGGGCCUCCCUGGAUUGAGGGCCCCCACCACACCUCCCUGGUUGAAUCAGGAGUGGAGGGAGCCAGGCAGAACCCUACGUGGGGUCCUGUGCCCCUCACUCUGGUCUCCCUUGCAGGCAUAAGACACUCUGACCAGAGAAACAUGCCUUUGAUAACGUCUGGUGAUGUCACUGCUGGGAGGUGACUGUCCUGUGGACUACCUGGCCCCCAGACCCAUACUCACACUCUGUGAAAAACUUCUGAAAAUCCCCUGGUGGGCACUCCCUGGAGCCCAAGCAGCUCCCCCAGGGGAAUGACCGGACCUGCCCUCUCCUCCAUGUCUGGGUUUAGGUUUUAGUUUGGUCUUUGUUCAUCUGCUUUGGUGCCACGAAGUGUGUGAAUGCGGCAACUCCAGGAAACGCCCUGGGUAACCUCAGUGAUGUGGCGUUCCUUCCCAGGCGAUGCUGUGGGUUCCUCUGGGGGCUGGUGCAUGCACUGGUGCACCUCAGAGGGUCCCAGGUUUGGGAAAACCCUCCUCUUGGGCUCCGCAUAUCUGGGAAAGGGCAGGCCCUGCUUCUCGGAGGGGAAGCUGGGACCAGAGAAGCAAAGCACCCAUGUCAAAGCCACCUUUCCAAGCGUCCUCAGUAGCCUUUGGUGAUGUCACUUUGUGUCCUCACACAGGACAGUUUGUUCUCUCUCUCAACGCUUGGAAAGGUGGCUUUCACUUGGGUGCUUUGCUUCUCUGGUCCCAGCCUCCCCUCCCAGAAGCAGGGGUUCUGUCUUUUCCCAGAUGAGUGGAGCCCCUCAGAAGAGGGCUUUCCCAGUCCCGGGACCUUCCGAGGUGGGUGUGUGGGUCUCACAGGUGCUUCCAGGGACUUCCCACAGGAAGGAGGCAGGCCUGGGGCAGCACAGGGCUUUGCUUUGUCUUCCCUUCCUGGUGGAAACUGUGGGAGAGGAAGCUUGGCCUCUACUCCAAGUAUCAGAGUCCGUUCACCUCCCCCUCUGUUGGUAGCUUGUGAAUGUGCCAGGUGUUUUGGGGUGGGCUUGCCUUCUGGCAGCAGGGACUUUGUUAAAAUAAUAGGCAGAAAGAAGAGGCCUGGCAAGGGCCCCCAGGCUUUUGGAAUGUCCUGGCCACAGAGUGAUGUCAGCUGCCACCUCUCAUGUCCCCUCCUGGAGUCGCCCGGCCCCACCGAGCCGCCCGCCUGCCCUAUUCUGGCAGCUCCAGCACAGGUCGUCUCAGCCCCACU
Messenger RNA from Cebus imitator (Panamanian white-faced capuchin), 3238 nucleotides. RefSeq names its product FERM domain containing 8 (gene FRMD8). The record is from RefSeq and is a predicted model, not a curated record. NCBI's taxonomy places the organism in Eukaryota, Metazoa, Chordata, Mammalia, Primates, Cebidae. Bases 186 to 1580 code for a protein of 464 amino acids. Gene Ontology annotation, biological process: negative regulation of canonical Wnt signaling pathway. Gene Ontology annotation, cellular component: plasma membrane; cytoskeleton. The transcript has 11 exons.